Molecule: messenger RNA, 1064 nt
Organism: Amaranthus tricolor (Joseph's coat)
Lineage: Eukaryota; Viridiplantae; Streptophyta; Magnoliopsida; Caryophyllales; Amaranthaceae
Exons: 2
Coding region: 136-828 (230 amino acids)
Source: RefSeq, a predicted model, not a curated record
AAAUUCCUUUCAAAAAAAAAAUGUAAUAAGCCAAAUUUCCAACAUUGAGUGACGAAUUCAAUCUCGUGUCAUAGAAGUACUUUCCUAUCUAGAUAAAACUCAACAAUGGAUAACAGAUAAACAGCAUCCAUAAAAAUGGCGGAUUCGAAACUUCAAAUUAGGGUUGUAUUCCAUCUAAUAACUACUACUCUACUCUGUUUAUUCUUAUCAACAGCAGUCGGAAGCACAAUUGUUCCAGAACAAUCAGAAGACCCGAAACCAAAGGCAUGGCCAGAACAGUUCCACGCAGUAUUAGUGAUGAAUAACACCAAAACAUCAGAAUUACAGGUUGUUGAUUUGUGGUACGACUGGCCUAAUGGUCGCAAUUUAAACCUUAUUCAACACCAAUUGGGGAAGCUUCUGUACGAUGUUGAAUGGACUAAUGGAACCUCUUACUAUUUUACUCGCAAAGGUAGCGGUAAUGUUGAACCGGAAUGCAAAAUUAUUUUAUUUGAAGUGGGAAUUUUAAGACCUAAUUGGUUGGAUGGUGCUUCGUAUGUUGGUGAAGAAUAUGUUGAUGGGUUUCUCUGCAAUGUUUGGGAGAAAGUUGAGUUUAUUCGAUAUUAUGAAGAUGUUGUAACCCAGAAACCUGUUCAUUGGCUUUUCUACACUGGAAGAGCCAUGCAUGUGAUAACCUUCGAGGUGGGUGCUGUGUUGGAAGAUUCUGAGUGGCAAGCUCCGGUUCACUGCUUCAACAAGGAGACAGAGGAGCAUGAAACUUUUGCUCACUUGCCUGAACACCCACAUCAGUUCAUGAGAGAUUCCGUGCCACUGGCUGCCGCUGUUUGAUUCCUUCUUUUGAUUCUACUUUUUAGUGUAGCUACUAGCUUCUAGUGCUUUCUUCUUUGGUGAUUUAUCUUGCUUUAUAUGUGGACUAGAAAGUUUCAUGUCAAUUGCUUUGGAAUAAAUAAGAUUAGCUUAUCAUUUGGCUCUGAAAUAAGUCAAAUUUCUAGCUAUUGCAGACUCGCCGUACCGAGCUACAUUCAUAUCAUGUCAAUGAUAGUUCCAUCGUUUCUUUUUGCUGA